Molecule: messenger RNA, 657 nt
Organism: Paraphaeosphaeria sporulosa
Lineage: Eukaryota; Fungi; Ascomycota; Dothideomycetes; Pleosporales; Didymosphaeriaceae
Exons: 2
Biological process (GO): positive regulation of proteasomal ubiquitin-dependent protein catabolic process; protein polyubiquitination; ubiquitin-dependent protein catabolic process
Cellular component (GO): ubiquitin ligase complex; cytoplasm
Molecular function (GO): ubiquitin conjugating enzyme binding; zinc ion binding; ubiquitin protein ligase activity
Source: RefSeq, a predicted model, not a curated record
UGCACUGUCUGCAGUGACUCGAUUCACAUAGCAGAUAUUCCAUUGUUAUCGGGAUGUUCGCAUCAAGCUGCAACAUGUGUUGAGUGCUUCGCACGCUGGAUCGAAUCCCAGUUGACAACACAGGGUUGGAAAGGGAUAAAAUGCCCGGAUGUCUCGUGCAGUGUUAUACUCACUCACCACGAUGUGCAAGCCUAUGCAACUCCAGAGGUUUUUUCCCAAUACGAUAUGUUUUCCAUGAGGGAUGCGCUGGGUCAAGUUUCCAAUUUCAGAUGGUGUCGCAACCCAGCAUGCACUUCUGGGCAGGAACAUGACGACGACGGAUACAUAUUUACGUGCGUCGCCUGCGGUCAUAAAGCCUGUGUUACGCAUGAUGUUAAUUGGCACGAAGGCGAAACCUGCGAUGAGUACACCUAUAGGGUGAGCGGGGCCAAAGAAAGGGAACAGAAAGCUCAAGAAGAGGCCAGCGUCGCAGCAAUCAGCAAGCUCAGCAAGAAAUGCCCUGGGCCCGACUGUGCUUUCAACAUCGAGAAGAACGCAGGUUGCGACCAUAUGACAUGUUCACGAUGCAGGUACGAGUUCUGCUGGGAGUGCUUGGCAGACUAUCAAAGGAUCCGAACGAAGGGGAACGCCGCCCAUGAGAAGACUUGCAAGUAUCAC